Hippocampus zosterae (dwarf seahorse) is the source of this 918-nucleotide messenger RNA. RefSeq lists its product as uncharacterized. Gene Ontology annotation, biological process: peptidyl-serine dephosphorylation; mitotic cell cycle. The record is from RefSeq and is a predicted model, not a curated record. Lineage: Eukaryota; Metazoa; Chordata; Actinopteri; Syngnathiformes; Syngnathidae. Gene Ontology annotation, cellular component: cytosol. Gene Ontology annotation, molecular function: protein serine/threonine phosphatase activity. The transcript has a single exon.
AUGAAGGCGGACGAGGUCGAGGCCCUGAUCGAGGAGCUGGAGCAGUGCAAGCCCCUCACCGAGUGCAACGUCCUUAAGCUGUGUGCCAAGGCCAUUGAAAUCCUUUCUGAGGAGUCCAAUGUGCACCCUGUAAGGGCCCCGGUCAUUAUCUGCGGGGAUAUCCAUGGCCAGUUCCAUGACCUGAUCGAGCUGUUCAAGAUCGGCGGGAAAAUUCCCGAGACCAACUACCUCUUCAUGGGGGACUACGUGGACCGCGGACAUCACUCGGUCGAGACAGUCACCCUCCUGCUGGCUCUGAAAGUCCGCUACCGAGAGCGCAUCACCAUCCUGAGAGGAAAUCACGAGUCGCGGCAGAUCACCCAGGUCUACGGGUUCUACGACGAGUGCGCGCGAAAGUACGGAAACGUGAAUGUAUGGAAGUGCUUUACCUAGCUGUUCGACUACCUGCCGCUGACCGCGCUGGUGGAGAACCAGUACUUCUGCCUGCACGGGGGGCUGUCGCCGCACAUCGGGUCGCUGGACAACAUCCGGCAGCUGGACCGCAAGGUGGAAGUGCCGCCAGAGGGGCCGAUGUGCGACCUGCUGUGGUCGGACCCAGAGGAGCGGUGCGGCUGGCACCUGUCGCAGAGGGGAGCGGGGUAUUACUUCGGCAGCGACGUGAGCGAGUAGUUCAACCACAACAACAAGCUGAAAGUGAUCGUCCGGGCGCACCAGCUGAUGCCCGGUGGGUACGAGUUCACCCACAACAAGAACGUGACCACAGUGUUCUCUGCCCCGAACUACUGCUACCGCUGCGGCAACCAGGCGGCCAUCGUGGACAUGGACGAGCACAUGCGCGAGACCUACAUCCAGUACGACAGCGCCCCGCGCAAGGGCACCGAGGUGCAGAAGCGCAGGGUGCCCGAUUAUUUCCUCUGA